CCAAAGGGAAAGCCCACCACUGCAUCUCAGUUCCGCUUGUGGCGAGUGUAAUUGAAGGUGCUGGGCUUCGAAUGGGAGUGAGGGCGCCUUUUAGCCUGCAGAAGGAAGUUUGUGUGUGGACAGGAUCAAACCCCCAUGAACCCCGCAUUUAACUUGAAAUAGAUGAAUAGCAGAAAGCUUUAACACCCAGUAAUGACGGCAAGUCUCCACGGCAGAAUUUGAGAAGUCUUUGAGGUUUGCAACGAUAACCGACGAUGUGAUGCUGUCAGAUAGAAACGAUGGUCGGAUGGCCCCCAGAUCUCUAUGUCGUUGUCUGCCCUCUUCCUCUUUGAUCAAGCUCACCGGAAAUUUUGACUGUAGUGCUGCUGAAGUGAAACAUAUCGCAGAACACGAUGAAGUGGCUUUCAAUCACUUUGGCUCUCGCCGGGCCUUCACAAGCGGCGCUUCGUUUUGGAUGCUCAACUCUUUCGAUUCAGCGUCUUGAUCCCCUUGUCGAGCCUGGCCGUCUUCCUUCGUCACACGUCCACCAAAUCGUCGGUGGGAAUGCCUUCAACGUCUCCAUGACAGGUGAUAUCGGGCAGCAAGGCAGCUGUACGACAUGCACAUUCAGCGAGGACUUUUCCAACUACUGGACGGCCGUCAUGUUCUUCAAGCACGCCAACGGCACCUACAAGCGUGUGCCCAUCAUGCAGAACGCUGCUCUGCCCAACGGUAUCAACGGUGGCAUGACCAUCUACUACACGCAACAGGAUUUUAACUCGAACGGCAACCAGAAGAUUACCGCCUUCAAGCCUGGCUUCCGUAUGACUGUCGGCUCUCCCACCACCAACAGUCUCAACGAUGCCAAGGGCCACGCUGGGCUACGAUUCGUUUGCCUGACUGACAAGAACACGCGCUUCCCCGAGCUGCCUAACUUCCCGACCAAGCCCUGCAAGGGCGGCAUCAUGACGGUCCACCACUUCCCGUCAUGCUGGGACGGCAAGAAUCUCGACUCGCCCGACCACCAGUCACACAUGUACAACACGGCCAAGGAGGCGUUCUCUCCAGCCGGCCCCUGCCCAGCAUCGCACCCGGUACGCAUGCCACAGGUGGCGUACGAGACGCUCUGGGACACCACCCAGUUCAACAACAUGUGGCCCAAGGACGGGUCGAACCCCUUCGUGCUGAGCUAUGGUGACAACAAGGGAUACGGAACCCACGCGGAUUACGUGUUCGGAUGGAAGGGAGACUCGCUCCAGAAGGCGAUGGAUUCGAGCUGCAUGUUCAACGCUUGUGAGAACGGCCGGCCGCUGAAGAGCCAGAAUGUGCAGGCGAUGAACAAGUGCGCCGUCAGGAACAUGGUGAAUGAGGAUCUGGAUUCUUGGCUCAAAGUGCUCCCCGGCCAGGCCAUGUGA
Messenger RNA from Neurospora tetraspora, 1394 nucleotides. RefSeq lists its product as uncharacterized. NCBI's taxonomy places the organism in Eukaryota, Fungi, Ascomycota, Sordariomycetes, Sordariales, Sordariaceae. The transcript is spliced from 3 exons. The coding region runs from base 393 to 1394 and encodes 333 amino acids. The record is from RefSeq and is a predicted model, not a curated record.